AUGCUUGAGGAACUCUCGAGAAGGAUAAAGGAGGAAGGUUAUGUCCCAGACACAAUCUCCUUGCCACUUAACCUUGAAGAUAGAAAAGAGGAGAGGCUUCUGCGCUAUCACAGUGAGAGGAUUGCCGUUGCUUUUGCUUUGAUAAGCAUGCCAGCUACAAAACCAAUCAUCGUGAAGAAGAAUUUGCAGAUCUGUGUAGACUGCCAUUCUGCAUUGAAGUUCAUUUCUAAGGUAGAAAGCAGGGAUAUUAUCAUUAGAGAUAAUUCUAAGGUUCCACCAUUUUGUGAAAGUGAGGUGUUCCUGUGGAAAUUACUGGUGACUAACUCUUAUCCAUCACUUAUUUCUUGA
Molecule: messenger RNA, 348 nt
Organism: Miscanthus lutarioriparius
Lineage: Eukaryota; Viridiplantae; Streptophyta; Magnoliopsida; Poales; Poaceae
Source: the annotation of a GenBank genome assembly